AAGACGUAAGCCAAGAAGCAGGCUGAGCAGCCCCAGGAGAAGGGGUGCUAGACGGCUGCUGUCACCAGGGGCCUGACGAGGAGGUGAGGGAGGCUGAGACGCCCGGCCUGAAGCCAGACCACAUCCAGGUCCCAGUGGCGCUGGCAGACACCCCUUGUCCAUGCCCAGGCCCUGAGCUGCCCCGUCCCCGCUGACUCCGCACCCAGAAUGGCCUGCGCUGAGGUCCUGCAGACGCCAGAACCAGAGCAGCCCCAGCCCAUCUCCGCAAGAGCCACCCCCACCACCCCUAAGGCCGCGGACCCUGCUGGGGGGCACUGGGGCUCCGCGGAUGGCGGCUUGGAGUGCCUGGUGUGCCGGGAGCCCUACACCUGUAUCCGGCCGGCCAAGCUGCUGAGCUGUCAGCACUCCUUCUGUGCGGUCUGCAUCAAGCUCCUGCUGUGUGUACGGGACAGCACCUGGUCUGUUACCUGCCCACUGUGCCGCCAAGCCACCUCUGUCCCCGGGGGCCUCGUCUGCAGCCUGCGUGACCAGGAGACCGUAAGGGGGUGGCCGGGCCGGCCGGGCCUGGAGGUGCAGCUCUGUCCUCAGAGGCUGGCAGACUCUGCCACCUCAGCAGCGUGGCCCCCCGGCUCGGUGGGAGAGGAUGGGCGGGAUGUGGUCAGCGCCAACCGCAUGGCAGCCCGGCGCCUGGCAGCACACUUGCUCCUACUGGUCUUGCUCAUCAUUCUCAUCCUGCCCUUCAUCUACCCUGGCGCCGUCCGGUGGGUGCUUGCCUCCGUUAUCACCUUGGCCCUGCUUAUGUCCUCCCUAUUCUGUUGUCACUCCGGCAGCCAGGGUAGCUGCUGGCCCUCCCCCGGGACUCUUUUCUGCAGAGGACAGAAACACAGUGAGAUCUCUUCCAUCGCCUGAGUGCGCUCCAAAGAGAGGGCACCUGCUGCCUCUUGGGCCCCAUUAGGCUCACAGUGAACAGGUGAAGGGGCUCUGAACUAAGGCUGCUUCCCUUGGGGGAUUAAGUACCAGCUGGACUCACAGGCCAAAGCCAGGGGACUGCGUUGGGUCAAGAAAGACGUGCCUGGUUGAUAGACUUAUGUUUGCCCAGGGCAUAGCUCGUCUAAACCGCGUGGGGUCCGGGAGGGGGCACAGAUUACUUGAACCCCACAAGGGGUCUCCUGUCCCUCUUACUCUAAUGUUC
Molecule: messenger RNA, 1192 nt
Organism: Callorhinus ursinus (northern fur seal)
Lineage: Eukaryota; Metazoa; Chordata; Mammalia; Carnivora; Otariidae
Gene: RNF186
Product: ring finger protein 186
Biological process (GO): proteasome-mediated ubiquitin-dependent protein catabolic process; protein autoubiquitination; protein K29-linked ubiquitination
Cellular component (GO): endoplasmic reticulum membrane
Molecular function (GO): ubiquitin protein ligase activity
Source: RefSeq, a predicted model, not a curated record